This is a messenger RNA of Stegostoma tigrinum, 4672 nucleotides long. It is a transcript of the gene dcun1d4, whose product is annotated as DCN1, defective in cullin neddylation 1, domain containing 4 (S. cerevisiae). Gene Ontology annotation, cellular component: ubiquitin ligase complex. The record is from RefSeq and is a predicted model, not a curated record. Gene Ontology annotation, molecular function: cullin family protein binding; ubiquitin-like protein binding; ubiquitin conjugating enzyme binding. The transcript has 11 exons. The coding region runs from base 111 to 1007 and encodes 298 amino acids. NCBI's taxonomy places the organism in Eukaryota, Metazoa, Chordata, Chondrichthyes, Orectolobiformes, Stegostomatidae. Gene Ontology annotation, biological process: protein neddylation; positive regulation of ubiquitin-protein transferase activity.
GGAGCCAAUCGCAGAGAGGCGCAGGCGGGACUUCCGUUGUUACUGGCUGGCUUCACCGGCACGAGCGGGAGCGGUUGUCCGGCGCGUUCUGAACCAUCCUCGCCCUGAAAAUGCACGCGGAUGCAGUCAAUUUUCCACUAACUUCUCACCUGUCUACACUGGCCAAUAUUCACAAGAUUUACCACACCUUAAACAAACUGAAUUUGACAGAAGACAUUGGCCAAGACGACCAGCAAUCAGGAAAUCUUCGAUCUUGCAGUUGCCCCUCUGACUGCUGUAGCAAGGGAAUGCCACCCAGGAAAAAGAGGAGACCCACAGUAGCAGAUGAUCUGACAGCUAAAAAAAGCAGGCAUGAUGGAAGCAUGUACAAGAAGCAAGACUCAAAUAGGAUGAAGUCUGAAGAGGAAGGUUUCUCCACUAAGCGAUGCUUGGAGUGGUUCUAUGAGUAUGCAGUAAUGUCCUAUUAUGCAGGUAGUGAUGAUGUUAUAGGCCCUGAAGACAUGGAGAAAUUCUGUGAAGAUAUUGGAGUUGAACCUGAAAAUGUGGUGAUGUUGGUGCUUGCCUGGAAGUUGGAUGCCCAGAGCAUGGGUUACUUCACUCUACAAGAAUGGUUGAAGGGAAUGACCUUAUUACAGUGUGACACAACAGAGAAACUGAGAAAUUCAUUAGAUUACUUGAGAUCAUUGUUGAACGAACCCACAAAUUUUAAACUUGUAUACAGAUAUGCCUUUGAUUUUGCCCGGGAAAAGGACCAGCGUAGUUUGGAGAUUAGCACUGCUAAAUGCAUGCUGGGACUACUUCUAGGAAAAACCUGGCCACUCUUUCCAGCCUUCCAUCAGUUCCUUGAGCAAUCCAAGUAUAAAGUGAUCAACAAGGACCAGUGGUGCAAUGUGCUUGAAUUUAGCAGAACAAUUAACCUUGAUCUUAGCAACUAUGAUGAAGAUGGGGCUUGGCCAGUCUUAUUGGAUGAAUUUGUGGAAUGGUUUAAAGACAGACAGAUGUCCUAGCACUUAUGAUUCAGAAACAGCAGUCCAACAUCCAUUUUCAACAUUUAGCCAUAAAAGACCUAGGAAAACAGAUUUGGAAUGCAAUUUUUUGUUUUUGUCUUCCCCCUCCCCCUCAAAUCUCACCCCAAAAAAUAAGUUGCUGAAAGCAUUAAAUAUCUACAAGCACUGUGCUACAAACACCUAAAUCUGGUAUCAGAAUUUCUUCUGAGCUUGCUUUGCUUUUGUUUAAUAGGACAACAGUUAUGGUACCACAGACCACAAUGUGCUAUCUUGCUUUUGACAUUGUGAAUUCUGUGUUGUAAGCUGUUUCAUGCAGAAACCUCCAUUUUCCGAGGGAUUGUGAAUUUCAAUGAAAAUUGUAUUAAAUGGUUAAAAGUCUUAGAUGAAUAUUUGUUGAAAAGAUUUCUUAAUCUUGUGUAUGUAAGCGAAUAGAACUGUUCUGUACAACUUAACUGAUGAAAUGCAAUUAGGUUUUCUUAAAGUGUAAAUUGUUGGGCAAUAGUAUAACUGCGUUUUGAUUCAUUGCACCUAGCUGUGAUCUGUUGAAAUGACUAAUGCACCAUAUGGGUUAUAACGCUAAAUUUUGCCUUGUAUUUUCUGGCUAAUUAGCUUUUUUGUUUUGUUUUGCUUUGUGUAAUUUAGCUGCAAACAUUAAACUAUGUGCCCCCUAAAGGGCAAUUUAAUGUUACCAAGUUUUGCACGUUCUAAGAUUAAUAGAAUAUUUGAAUGUCUGUUGUGGAAAUCAACUAAUAUUCAGCUAUGUGUUUAAAAUCAUGUGCAUGAUUUUUUUUCCCAUAGUACCACUUACUGAUGAGAAAAGUGCUGACACAUUCUUAUCAGACUGUUUAAAUCUGGUGUUAAAAGUCAACUUCAUUAAUUUAACUUAGCUGGCUUGACUUUGAUUAAAACAUUGAUCUUAAUCCAAUGUGUCCUGUAUUAUAGUAUGACAGUGCCAUUAAAGGUACCUUUUGAUCAUGUCAGCAAGUGGAAGUCUGUACAUGUAAAGCAAGUGAAUUUUCUACUCUAGGUUUUUUUUCUAUUGUUCCAGACAAAUUCUGCCAAAGACCAUGGUAUUGUCUAUCUCCUCACACACAAGUUAGAUCUGGGCACUUCCUUCAAUACCAAUAUAACUUCAUUACAUGCCACAAUUUCUGAAUUUUAUUAAUGUGGUUCAUAAAUUCCCAUUGAUUUGUAAUCAGAACUUUGUAACCAGGAGUGAGAACGAGUUAUUUAUCUGUUAUUUUUGACAAUAAGGUACAUUCAGCAAUACUGGAAACCAAAACAGUUAAGGCAAGUAUUAUUUCAAGUUGAAAUGUAUGAGAAACAACUGUUCCAAUGUAAACUUUCUCUAUUAACACUUGGAAAUUGUAUCCUGCUGAAAUACAAGUAUGGAUAAAGCCAUUUUUAAUGUACAGCAGUGCAUUUAUUUUUAGUAUGACAUUAGUAAGAUCUUUUUGCCUGUUGCACUUUCGUUAUUUAAAAUAUCUGCUGUACAGUCAGUAAAUAAUAUUGCUAAGCUUGUUCAUGCCUCAUUAGUCACAUUUUACUGAUCUGGUUUAACAUCAGUGGUGAUUUUGUAGCCAUGUGAAGAGGACAGUAUUUCAUAUUUGCAGUGGGAAAAAAAAUCAAUGAUUUAAAACUAAUGGAAUUAUGUAUGUGGUCUUCAUGGAAACUUUUUAAAGUCCUGUGCUUAAUUGUCACACUUUUUUUUGUCAAGAGGAAAAAAAAAAUUUUAUUAACUCGAGGUCUGUAAUAUUAUUCAUAAAUUCAACAUCCUAAGUUCAGUCCUCUGCUUUUGUAUUCAGCUUUUCAUUUCUAAAUCUCUCUCUCUUUUAAGCACCUGUUUCUUUAGACAUGAAAAAUGAAAGCAUUUGCUUUUCUUCUCCAGUUACCUUCCUGCUCCUUUCCAAUUACUACAUUGUUGCACUUUGCACAUGUUUUUGUAUAUUCAAUAGUCUAUCAUUCCAACACAAUUGAUAGCAUGGAUGCUCAUUUUAUUGGACCUGAUUUUCAACCAAUAAUUUGCAAUAGUCUAUUUGACAUUGCACUGGAAUAUGAUAUUAUUUUUGCUUUUUCAUUUUAACUGAUUAGCGAGGGUAUAUUGAAGCUUAAUCGAGAUCAUUCCCAUGUACCUGCUUAUUUUAGUCUUGGUGAGCCCACUUAACUAAUCAAGGCUUUUAUUUUUUUGAAAAGCUAUCUCAAUUACUUGUUUGCACUUGUUCCCUGCUGCUCCAUUUUGUUUUAAAAGGCCAGCAAGUAGUGCUGCUUAGAUUAAAAGAAAGGUUGAUGGAGUUGCUUUAACCUUAUUUUAUAUCUUGCUAUGGUAAAAGUUAAUGUUAUUUUUCAUUUUUAAAAUUUGAAUUUCUCUGUUGGAAUAUUUGCACAGUGAAGAGUACAUAAAGUAAAAAGACAAUAUCCCACCUCUGGUACUUUUUGUGAAGAGUGUUGGACAGCUUGUGUUUUAUUCAUUUUCAUCGAUUUGCAGACUUCAAAGCUUCUUAACAAAUAUUCCACGUAAUAUCUCAUUACGUCAUGGUAUGUUUGUUUGUUUUUAUUUUGCAGAUAAUGUUCUUGAGUUCAAACAAUUCAGAAGUGUUUAUUUUGAUCAGUUAGCCAAAUUAGAUAUUGCUUCUAUCCAUCCAGGUGCAGGAAAUCCUUUGUAAACCCACACUUUAUGGGAACAAAGAUAGGAGGAUUCCAUAACUUUUAUAAAUAAGAACCCUAUGAACUACUGCUUAUUACAGAUAAAUGGUUUUCUACAUCUGUAUUCCUGUUUCGCUGACCUAUGAUUAUAAAUUACCUGACACUGUCAAUAUUUAUUCGUAAGUGAAAUCUGCUUGUUCGUUGAUAAAUUAUACAGUUCCACUAAUUGACCAUGAGUUCUAAUAAUGCAUUACUUACAGAUUUAUAGAAUAUCACAUGUAGUAACUCCUCUGCAGACCCAGAAUAGACCAACGCAUGCCCUUUUGUAUGGCUUCCCAAAACUACUUUUUGAAAGAUGUUUUGGUUUUGUUUUGAAAGUGCAGUAGUUUUCAAUCCAUUCCUAAACUACUGCUUGUUAAAAAUGGAAAACUAAAUUUUUAGCUUGAUCCACAAGAGAUCUUUUAUUUUGGUUCUUUUGACAAUUCUGUUCUAUCAGUUUUUGUUUUGUACUAGUUACUGUACAUGGGUUGUUUUUGUAUUUUUGUUUCAUUUCAGCUUUAAUUUUUAUGAAAUCUCUUGACAGGCUGUGUAAUACUAUUUAAGAAUGCAUGGUCAGCAAUUUUGUUGUGGAAGAAAUGACAAACUGAAUAAAUUAGCUGACUGAAGUAGCGCAACUAAACAUACUUUGCUAAUUCCUAAUUACUGUACUGCUGCUAUUUAAAGAUAUAUUUUUGAGUGUUCAUUUCUUUGGAAUGUUCGAGUAAUGGUUGCCAACUUUUAAAAUCAUGAAAUACAUAAAGUUGUCUGAACAAUUGAUCACACUAUCAAUGUGUAAAGCAUGCCAUGUGCUCAGCAACAGCUUUGCAAAGAAGUAAGUGGUGCUCCCAUUCUUGAAAAUGUUUCAUAAUUCUGAAGUCUUCCUUACUUCAACUGUAAAAUGACUUAUUAGUUGGGUGCAUUUGUUUCAAAUGUUGAGCUAAGCUUGUUUUUGUUUUAUUAGUGCACAGUAUCUGUAUUGCCUU